CUGUAGGUUGCAGACCAACAUUAUUGUAAAGACUAGCAAAAAAGAAGAAGAAGAAAUGGAUUCCAUGACGAGAUCUGAGAGGGCUUCAUCCACAGAGUUUGAGGAGCUUCCUCUGUGCCCUUACGCCCGGUUCACGAUCAACUCCGAAAAGGAUGGAUCGCGCGAGGUGAAGUGGCCGGGUGGGUAUCGUUGCUACAUGGUGGACACGGGCUUCGAGUCAGGCGGCUCCCGUCACUUCGUACGCCCUCUCCACCGGUGCCAUAACAAGAACGCUCCCGCCGGGGAGGAUUCAUACUGUCAUCAAUGCGGACGAGAUGGAGAAGAUGAAGACGAUCUCUAUUGUUUUUGUGAUGAAUGCAACAGAAUCUUCCACAGAGAAUGCGCGGAAUCUGCAACUGAGAUCAAACACCCUUACCAUCCCAAACAUCGGCUUCAACUACUCUGGAACUCCGGUCGACCCCACAAGCUGUGCUAUUGUUGUAGACGAGAAAUGGGUACGUCGUUCUACCAUUGUUUCGCGUGUGAUUUCAGCGUGGACACGAUUUGUGCUAAAAGGCCGGCGCCCCUUGUUAUAGACCACCCAAAAUGUCAUGAACAUCCACUCGCCCUCUUCUUCCCUAGGCAGGUUUCUUUUAGCUGUAACGCAUGCGCUCUAGGCAACGACGGCUGCUCUGUUUAUUUGUGCCUCCAAUGCGAUUUCAUCAUCCACAGAGAUUGCAUUUCUCUACCGCGAGUCAUCAAAAUAUCCCGUCACCCCCACCGCCUCUCUCACACUUACGAUCUUCCUCCUGGAGCAUUGUCCUGCGGAGUUUGUCAUCUAAAGAUGAAGAAGGACUGUGGAGGGUAUUCUUGCACAAGGGACUGCUCCACUUAUGUUGCUCAUGCGAAAUGCGCCACGAGAAGAGAUGUGUGGGAUGGGCAAGAACUCGAGGGAGUACCGGAAGACGCUGAUGUGUUAAGAGAUGUCGAGCCGUACGAGGUAAUAGGGGAUGGGAUAAUAUGCCAUUUCGGCCAUAGACACCAUCAUCUUAGACUCCACGAAGAAAGUAGAAUUUACGAUGAAAGCAAGUUCUGUCAGGCGUGCACGCUUCCUAUCCAUCGUGACGGUAGAUUCUACAGUUGCGUGCAAUGUGAUUGCAUUCUCCAUGAAAGAUGUGCUAAUCUUCCCCGUAGAUUACAACAUCCGCUACAUCCCCAUCCGCUAACCCUACAUGCGGACCGAACAGAGCUUUUCCAAUGUGAGACAUGUGUUCGAUUAUGCUGUGGCUUCAUGUACGCCUGUCCUGAACAGGGGUGCGAUGGUUUCAGUCUAGAUACGCGUUGCGCCGCCUCGAUUUCCGAGCCAUUUAGGUUCGAAGGCCAUCCACAUUCUCUCUACCUUAGCGACGUUGGGAAAUCUCCAUGCAUGGUCUGCCGAAGAAGGAUAUCAGGCCUUGUUUACGGAGGACGAACAAUAGGCAUGCUGAGAUGUUUUGAGAAAGGCUGCCUAAGUAAGUGCGUCAGCUUGUGCUUCCAGUGUGCCACGCUACCGUACAGGAUAAAAUACGAGCACGAUGACCAUUUGCUCGCCCUUCGUUGCGCCGAGAAAGAAGAGGCGAGUGGCUUAUACUGGUGCGAGGUUUGCGAAGGAAAGGUAAACCCAGAAGUUAGGUUCUACACUUGUGAUGAAUGCUGCCUCACUCUUCACGUUACCUGCGUGUUCGGGAGAGAUCCAUAUAUGAAGCCUGGCCAAACUGUAUCGGUUCACGAUCGUAAGAUUGACAUUCUUCCCAAUUAUAAUCGCAGCAUUUCUCGUCCGAUCUGUAACACUUGCGGCCAUCGCUGCCAAUACCGCCUUGUUUUCAAUGUUCAUCAGUCUCAAGGUAUAUUUUGUUCUUUCCGCUGUCUCCCGUAACUAAAAUAUUUCGCUUUGAUCAAAGGUGAGAUGAUUCAACUCGUAAACGGCGAGACAAAGUUCAUUCCCAAUCCAGGUUCGAGUUUUUAUUUGUGGAGAGACAUUUACAUGGGUUUUUCCGAUUCUCGGAUACGUAAUUGGAUCAGAAAUCCGGUGAACUUCCGGAAUACAAAAAAAAAAAAAAUCGGUUUGAAGGCCUCGCCAAACUAGUAUAUAUUUGUGUUCUCUAUAUGUAUUUACCCUUCUCUUGUUUUUAUGUCUAAUAAGCUUGUUGUCCAAAAAGGCAUGGUUGUGUUUCAUAAGGUCCAUUAAUCGAGUUUUCAUUUGAUGUUUUAUUAGUGAAAUUUAUAAAAG
Messenger RNA from Tarenaya hassleriana, 2248 nucleotides. RefSeq lists its product as uncharacterized. The record is from RefSeq and is a predicted model, not a curated record. The transcript has a single exon. NCBI's taxonomy places the organism in Eukaryota, Viridiplantae, Streptophyta, Magnoliopsida, Brassicales, Cleomaceae. Bases 56 to 1894 code for a protein of 612 amino acids.